This is a messenger RNA of Ylistrum balloti, 636 nucleotides long. RefSeq lists its product as uncharacterized. The transcript is spliced from 2 exons. Bases 1 to 636 code for a protein of 211 amino acids. The record is from RefSeq and is a predicted model, not a curated record. NCBI's taxonomy places the organism in Eukaryota, Metazoa, Mollusca, Bivalvia, Pectinida, Pectinidae.
AUGACAUCUUCAAAAGACAUCAUAAAAUGGUCAGGUUUGUGUUUUUUGGGACUUAGUGUUGCAGUGGCUCUGUAUAAAAGAGAAUCGUUGCUAUCUAGAUUCAACUGGAUACAUGAAAGUCAAGAAGACGAACUGACGAAUACUGACGAAAAUUCCCCAACCAAAUCGAAUUCAGAUACCAGCACUAUACAUGCAUGUGAUAGCACUGUUAAUGAUACCGACUCCGACUCGUUCUUCAGUGUUACAUCAGAGUGUGACGGCGUGUGUUGUGAAGCCGAACUGACAGACACUUCGUCUUCAGAUGAUUUUGAAGACACCUAUAAGAAAAACAUUGUUAUAAAGAGUGGUAUUAGAGAUUUGGAGGCGGAGGAACAAAACCACACACACACAAACGCAGUCAGAGAAUUAGCACAGCAACUGUCUUCCCCUAUUGUUACCUCCAUGGAAUCUCAGACAACACGUCGUGACAUCAAUGACAACGGUUACAAUGACGUAACAUCAACAUCACGCGUACUCGAAGAUACGUCUCCAUCAACCUCUGAGCCAACUUCUUAUAACCGUAUUUAUGAUGGAUACCGCUCCAUAGUUACGCCUAAUUCACCAUCUACGCUGAUGUUUGGUACACGUGAUAAAUAA